AUGGAGCGUCCUGAUUAUGCACCCGGGACAUCGGAGAUUGGGUCCUUGACCGCUCACUCUAAUGAGGACAGCCAAUUCGUAGGCAGCUCCAGUGGAGUCUACUUCAUCAACACGGUCAAACGAGCAUUUUCAAAUGGACUUGAAGAAUCUGGGUCCCGAGAGACCGAUUUUCCCACUGCAGAAGACACCCUUGUCGGAGCGCAUGAUUCGCCACCGCACAAGCGUCUACGUACAGAGUCCAGAGAUGAACAAUCCUCGUCAGGAGGCGAACCUUCUCCGUGGAAUUAUGAUCCAGCUCUCGCCUACUUGGGUACUGCACCCCCUCCAGAGCAGGCAAAGGAGUUUAUGAUGUCGUACUUUAAAGUGUGGCACCCGCUUUUUCCGUUCCUUCAUGGUCCUACCUUCCUGCAGGCUAUGGAGAAGUUGUACACUGAUAGUCCCACGCCCAAUCAACGGGUUGAAGACUCUACUUCGGCGCACAGAACUACCUGCUGGACAGUUAUUCUGCAAUGCGUAUUCAACUUAGGGAGUCUCUUGCAUCCUGAUCUACAAAUCUCGACUGCAUCUAAAAUCAAGUCGCCCGGCAGCAUGACACCUCUCCUCUCGACAUUGGCAUCUCGACAUGACCUCGUCUCCUUGCAGGCAUUGCUAGCAGUCCAGGUUUAUCUUGUUGCUACCAUGUCUCUGCGACUGGCAUCCACUUUUGGAGGGUGUGUCCUGCGCUCAAUGCUCCAUGCAGGUUUACAUCGCUGUCCAUUUCGAUACAGCCAGCUUUCCUCGCAUGACCGACAACUUAGGAAGCGUAUUUUCUGGUGCGCGUAUGCAAUUGAUCGGUAUCUGAGCCAGGCCCUCGGCUUGCCACUUGGUAUUCAAGACUCAGAUAUUGAUGUAUGUUUGCCAGCGGCGCCUGAAAUGCAUUCCCCGCGUCUUAUCCGCAAUUUAAGUAUGCAUCCGGACGUUUCUCAAUCACCUUGUGUUGCGGAGAGUCAAGAUCAAACAGCAGAUCACCGAAAGAAAGAAAAUGUCAUAGCCAGUUAUGUUGAUUCCGGCACACUUACCGGCCGCGCACUGGAACUAUUCCACAAAUCUAUUUUGGUUCGCUCUGUUCGCCGCAGCUCGGUUCUGUUUUUGGUGACUGAUGUCCAUAAAUGGUGGAAUAGCUUACCUCUGGAGUUACAAGGAAAGGAGUCCGGCCACAGAAAAGAAAUGGGGAAUGAUAACCCCUUUGAUUUUGGUCCUUUUUUCACUGUUCUAUAUCAGCACUUGAUAUUAAUCAUCCACCGCCCAUCUUUAUCUUUGGAUCCGUCGACCGCAGAGUUUUGUUCAGGAUUACAAAUAUGCAUUGGAGCCGCGCGAAGCAUUCUUGCUGCGUUGAAAACUCAAUCGGAUAGUCGGCAAGCUUUAUUCUGGCCUGGCUUUUUGUCUGCUGCAUGGAUGUCAGGCUUGGUUCUCGCCUUUGCUUGUCAGUUAAAGCAAUAUGUUCUAACAAAAGGUGUACAUGAAAUCGAUAACUGCUCAGAAUUCCUUCGUCGCAUGUCCAGUCAGUGGGAAACAGCUGGACAAUGUCACCGUGCGUUGUCUUUACUGUCUAAAAAAAUAAAAAAGAUGGACAAUAAUCAACAAAACAUAUCGAAUCCUCAUGCAUAUACCGUGAUGACGCCAGACAGAAACCCAGGCUCUAUUGAUUCCAUUGAUAGUCGGGAACGAAAGGGAUUCCAACAAGACGAAAUAUCUUCCAAUGAUGGUCAUCGCACAGAGGUAGGAUAUGCAGGCAUCAUUCCCGAGCCAAGGCCCGAGAUCAACCCAAUGCCUUCCAGAUACAAUGAACCGGGUAGCGAUUCCAUCCUCGCCGAGGAUAUAGGAUUCCAAAGCGAGGAUGCUGGAUACCUGGCUGGAGGAUCUAGCUUUGACUUGAACAUGGUUGAUCUGCUAGAUGGAGCGGACUUCGAUUCCCUAUUCGACCUGAUCGGUCAACAAUAUCCAAGUUUCUAG
This is a messenger RNA of Penicillium odoratum, 1992 nucleotides long. Its product is annotated as transcription factor domain-containing protein. Gene Ontology annotation, biological process: DNA-templated transcription. The coding region runs from base 1 to 1992 and encodes 663 amino acids. Lineage: Eukaryota; Fungi; Ascomycota; Eurotiomycetes; Eurotiales; Aspergillaceae. Gene Ontology annotation, molecular function: DNA binding; zinc ion binding. The transcript is spliced from 2 exons. The record is from RefSeq and is a predicted model, not a curated record.